CAAGAAGCCACGACGUACGUCAGAUUCAGGGGUCCCUUGCAAUGAACACUCAUCCCAAUUAGGUAACGAAAAACACAAAAAAGUGCAUCUUAUAUCGGCGGCUUCCUCUUCUUCUGACUCAUCUUCGACUUUCAUACACCAACUAACUUCCUGUGCCACAUGGAUCGGAUGUUAAAACCCCUCAUUCAUCAUUUAUAGUCUGUUAGUUCCGUCAGUCUUACUCAAUUGCUCUCAAUCCCCUCUCAUCUCCCUCAAACACAAUCGCAAACAUGGCCGAGUCCGCCGCGAAUGGCGAGUCCUGGACACCCUCGUCGUGGCGCUCCAAACCUAUUAAACAGGAGGCCGUGUACCCAGAUCCAAGCGGAGUGAAGCGUGCUACUGCAGAGCUAAGCCGUCUGCCGCCCAUCGUGCACCCGCAGGAGAUCGACCGGCUUAAGGCCAGUUUGCGAGAUGUGGCCCGCGGGGAAGCCUUCCUCUUGCAAGGAGGCGAUUGCGCCGAGCUCUUUGACUACUGCCGCGCCGACGCCAUUGAGUCCAAGAUCAAGCUUCUGCUCCAGAUGAGUUUGGUCUUAGUCUGGGGCGCCAACAAGCGUGUCGUUCGUAUCGGUCGUAUGGCAGGGCAGUAUGCGAAACCUAGAUCCAGUCCCAAUGAGAAGGUCGUCGUGGACGGGGUGACGAAGGAGGUUCCUUCAUUCAGGGGUGAUAUCUUGAAUGGCUACCACCUCGAGGAGCGACAAUUGGAUCCUCAGAGACUUGUUAAAGCAUACCACCACUCAGCCGCGACCCUAAACUACGUGCGCUCCGCCAUCGCGGCCGGCAUUGCGGACCUCCACCGGCCACUAAACUGGACGCUCGGACACGUCAAGGACCCGCAGCUGAAAGCAAAGUACACAGAAGCCGUGCGAUUCCUCCAGGACAUGUUACGCUUCAUGCACACCGUCGGCGCGGACAGGAGCCCCAAACUGGACACCGUGGACCUAUUCACCAGCCACGAAGGCCUUCUCCUCGAGUACGAAGAGAGUCUCACACGGCUUGUUGAGAAGCCCGUUGUUCCUUUAGACGAGAGCACCAUCACGCCUACCGGCGCGGAACCGAAGGCGAAACAGUACUAUGACACCUCAGCGCAUUUCCUCUGGAUCGGAGACCGCACGCGACAGGUCGACGGCGCGCACGUCGAGUUCUUCCGCGGCAUCGCCAACCCGAUCGGUAUUAAAGUCGGGCCCACGACACCGACUGCGGACUUGCUUGCGCUACUACGCACGCUAAACCCGGAUCUCGAAGUCGGGAAAAUCACGUUAAUAACACGAUACGGCGCGUCGAAGGUACGGUCUUUACUCCCCUCGCACAUCCGCGCGGUCGAAGGGUCGGAGUACCGGGGGCGAUGUAUCUGGCAAUGCGACCCGAUGCACGGAAACACGCAGUCGACUUCGACAGGAAUCAAGACGCGGAGUUUCGGGGACAUAUUCACCGAGCUGCAGGAGACACUGCAGGUACACCGUGAGGAAGGCAGCUACCUAGGCGGCGUGCACCUAGAACUAACCGGGGACGCGGUGACGGAGUGUCUAGGCGGCAGCGAGGGGCUAGACGAAGACGAUCUAAGCACCAAUUACACGAGCUUCUGCGACCCGCGCCUGAACGAGAAGCAGGCUCUCGAACUGGCGUUCCUGGUGGCGGAUUCGUUCCGCCAGGAGAGGACAGAUUUGGUCCACCAUUAGAAGUGGUGGGUCAGAAAGGGGUUACCAAUAGGGAUUCCCGGGGCG
This is a messenger RNA of Annulohypoxylon maeteangense, 1760 nucleotides long. Its product is annotated as 3-deoxy-7-phosphoheptulonate synthase. The record is from RefSeq and is a predicted model, not a curated record. Gene Ontology annotation, biological process: aromatic amino acid biosynthetic process. The transcript is spliced from 2 exons. NCBI's taxonomy places the organism in Eukaryota, Fungi, Ascomycota, Sordariomycetes, Xylariales, Hypoxylaceae. Gene Ontology annotation, molecular function: 3-deoxy-7-phosphoheptulonate synthase activity. Bases 270 to 1715 code for a protein of 481 amino acids.